AUGUCGUCCACCACCUCCAAGAUCAUCGCGGCCACGGCGAGCGGGUACCACAUCCUCAAGAUCGAGGGCUACUCCGGCACCAAGUUCCUCUCCAAUGGGCGCUCCAUCAAGUCUCCUCCUUUCACCGCCGCUGGCCACCGCUGGAGCAUCGAAUACUACCCGAACGGUAAAGCUCGGUUCUACCAGGCUUGCAUCUCUCUCUACCUCGUCCUCGAGGAGGACGUGGCCAGCCCGGUGAAGGCACUAGUCCAGUUCAGCUUCGCGGCGGAGGAGCGUCGCCACCUCGUGCCGUUCUUCCCCAAGAAGAGCAAGACACCAGCGCCGUUGUUCAAGUCAGGGGAGUUGGAUUUCGUUAGUCGUGGCGCCAAUGGAUGCGACGAGUUCAUUGAGAGGAGUUCCCUGGAGAAAUCGAAGAAUCUAAGGGACGAUUCCUUCACCAUCAGGUGCGACAUCGUCGUCCUCAACGGGUUCCGCGCCGAGGAUGUGGGGCCGGCCAAGAACAACUCCGCGCCAAGGUGUGUCUACGUGCCGCCGUCCGACCUGAUCCAGCACCUCGGCAACCUCCUCACGUCCGGCAAGGGCGCGGACGUGGUGUUCGAGGUCGGCGGCGAGAUGCUGGCCGCGCACCGGUGCCUGCUCGCGGCCCGGUCACCGGUCUUCGCGACGGAGCUCUUCGGCUCCAUGAGCGAGAGCGGCGGCGCUGCUGGCGUUGUCCGCGUGGCCGACAUGGAGGGGCGGGUGUUCAGGGCGUUGCUCCGUUUCUUGUACACGGACUCGUGGCCGGAAACGGCGAAAGAAGAGGAAUGCGCCAUGGCGCAGCACCUGCUCGUGGCGGCGGACCGGUACGGCAUGGAGAGACUGAAGCUGCUCUGCGAAGACAACCUGUGCAAGAGCAUCAGUCUGGGCACGGCGGCCAACAUCCUGGCAUUAGCCGAGCUCCACAACUGCAACGACCUGAAGGAUGCCUGCAUCGAUUUCCUCAUAUCUCCGGGAAAUCUCUCGGCUGCCAUGACCCGCGAAGACUUUGAGAAUCUGAAAACAAGCUGCCCAUCGCUUGUCAAGGAGCUGAUUGACACACUGCAGUCCAUUGGUUGA
Lolium rigidum is the source of this 1095-nucleotide messenger RNA. Its product is annotated as BTB/POZ and MATH domain-containing protein 1-like. Gene Ontology annotation, molecular function: protein binding. The record is from RefSeq and is a predicted model, not a curated record. The coding region runs from base 1 to 1095 and encodes 364 amino acids. The transcript has a single exon. Gene Ontology annotation, biological process: protein ubiquitination. NCBI's taxonomy places the organism in Eukaryota, Viridiplantae, Streptophyta, Magnoliopsida, Poales, Poaceae.